AUGGGUGAUCUCAAGAGGCACCAGAGAACCCAUACGGGAGAAAAGCCGCACCAGUGCAGCACAUGUGGAAAGGCGUUUGCAUUCCUGAAAGAUGUCCGGAGGCAUCAGAGUAUUCACACUGGAGUAAAGCCGUACUCAUGCACUACUUGUGGAAAAGCCUUCAGACAACAAAGUUACCUGGAGAGACACAAGCUAACCCACACUGGAGAAAAGCCGCACCAGUGCAUUAUGUGUGAAAAGGCAUUUGCCGACAAAAGUCAACUGAAAACUCACUUGAGAAUCCACACUGAAGGAAAGCCCUAUCUGUGUGAAAAUCCAUCUGAAAUCGGAUCACCAAGUCAACCGGCGAAUAUAGAAGUCAAGCUGGAGGAAGAUGAGGACUGUGGAUACGAGAAGGACUCUUCUGCAGGAUCAGAAACGGAGGAUGAAGAAGAGGAGGAGGAAGAGUUUCAUCCGCCUUCAUCAGUGUCCAGCAGUUCGGAUGAUUCAGAGGGCUCGUGGGAGACGAGCGUGAAGGAAGUAGAGAUGCAGGAUGACGACGAAAGUUCUCUAAACGGAGAAGAUGCAGAAUCGAAAUCACCAAUCAAAAAUGGGAAACCUGUGGGCAAAAGAAAAGAGGAAAAGACUUCCAGGCCAAAAGGCUGUCCUCGAAAAAACCAACAGAUUAUUAAUCUCAGUGAAAAUCAAUACCAGUAUAAUACCUGUGGGAAGAAUUUUACUGACAACAGCCAACUCACCCAACAUCAACGAGUACAUUCUGGAGAAAAGUCUUACCAGUGCACUAUCUGUGAAAAAGCCUUUGCAUACAAAUGUUAUCUUAUAAAACACCACAGAGUCCACACUGGAGAAAAACCUUACCAGUGCACUACAUGCGGAAAGUCUUUUACACGCAAAGAUCACCUUAAAGUACACACUAGGGUCCACACUGGAGAAAAGCCUAAUGAGUGUUCUACAUGUGGAAAGGCCUUUGCAGUACCACGUGACCUCAAAAGACACAUUAGAAUUCAUACCGGAGAAAAGCCAUAUCAGUGCACAACUUGUGGAAAAGCCUUUGCUACUAGCAGCUCUCGAAAUUCACACAAGACAGCAACCCACACUGGAGAAAAACCUUACCAGUGCAGUACAUGUGGACAGUCCUUUACACAGAAAUAUAGUUUUGUAAAACACCAUCAUAUCCACACUGGAGAAAAGCCUUACCAGUGUGUUAUAUGCGGAAAGUCUUUUGCAGGAAAAUUUGAUCUUAAAGUACACAAUAGGGUCCACACUGGAGAAAAGCCUCAUGAGUGUUCUACAUGUGGGAAGUCCUUUUCAGACAGGAGUGAUCUUAAGAGACACCUUAGAGUUCACACGGGAGAAAAGCCUUAUCAGUGUACUACAUGCGGAAAAGCCUUUGCUACUAGCAGCACUCUAAAUUCGCACAAGAAAAUCCACACUGGGAUAAAGGAGCAUGUAUGUCCUGCUUGUGGAAUGGGCUUUGCACAUCUGCGAGACAUGAAAAAGCAUCAGAGAACCCAUACUGGAGAAAAGCCAUAUCAGUGCAGCACAUGUGGGAAGACUUUUGCUAGAAAAGACUAUCUCAUUAGGCACCAACGCACUCAUUCUGGCGAGACGCCUGAAAAGCCGUACCAGUGCACCUUGUGUGGACAGGCCUUUGCAGACUCGCGUACUCGAAAACGCCAUCAGAGAAGUCAUACUGGAGAACAACCAGAUCAGUGGAAAGACAAAUGUGAUCUAAAAUACCCAUAGUGGACAAUCUGGUAUUUUUUUUUUAAUAAUACAUGCACAGAAGGAGAGCUCUUUCUCAAGUGGUUUUGUCCAUAAAUGGUUUAUUUCACAAGACGUGUCUGAGUUAAAACACAAUCGUUGUAUUUUAUAUUACAUGUCUGAGGUGAAAAGUCUUUUAAUUCCUAACACGUGUCCUAGUUCCUAAGUAGUUCAUUUCAUAAUGUGUGUACUAAUUCAUUAGUAAUUCAUUUUUCAAUGUCCAUACUAGUUCAUUCAUUUUAUAAUGUGCAUACUAGUUCAAGCAGUUAAUUUGCCAAUGUGCAUACUAGUUCCUAAGCAGUUUGUUUUACGGUGUAGUUGGAAGCUGGUUCAGGAGUAAACCAGGUUAAAGCUGCUCUCUGCCAUUUGGCUGAAUUUGUGUGGUGCAUGACUGCCUCAAAAUCUACACAGUCAUAAAAAAAUGCUCUUUAACUCCCCUCCUUGUGUGAAUGUUUUCAUCCCAGAGUACCAACAAUGAAUACUAUUGAUAAUAUUUCUCCUGUGGCACGUAAAGUCUGUUUUUCACAUGUCACUCAUUCGCUCUGUUAAAAGUAAACUUGUGGGGAACUCUGACAACGGACCGCGAAAGUGGUUAGGAGAAUCACUGUUCAUUUACUUUUGACUCAUUUAUGGAUCAGCCAACUUGAAUCUGUAGUUAAUUAACCUUUCAAUUCUACCUUGUAUACCUUUAAGUUAAGGGGUAAAUCCAUAGAACAGCCUGGAGAGGACUCCAUGCUCUUCCAUUAGAUGAUUUACCUCUGCAUUUAACCUGGUUUAUUCCUGAGAAAACAAGGACUCCAGGGUUUUCUAUUAGAUGCUUUACCUCUUAACUUCACCUGGUUUACUGUUGAACCAGCUUCUUGGUAUAGGCUCCAGUAUCCUCCUAUGGGGUUCUUUUCAAUAUCCUUACUCCCAUCCUUGAAAUAAACUUCUGUCCCAAUGUCAUCACAGUGUGACU
Molecule: messenger RNA, 2722 nt
Organism: Engraulis encrasicolus (European anchovy)
Lineage: Eukaryota; Metazoa; Chordata; Actinopteri; Clupeiformes; Engraulidae
Product: zinc finger protein 883-like
Exons: 5
Coding region: 1-1746 (581 amino acids)
Biological process (GO): regulation of transcription by RNA polymerase II
Molecular function (GO): DNA-binding transcription factor activity, RNA polymerase II-specific; RNA polymerase II cis-regulatory region sequence-specific DNA binding
Source: RefSeq, a predicted model, not a curated record